This is a messenger RNA of Paramecium sonneborni, 2635 nucleotides long. The record is from the annotation of a GenBank genome assembly. NCBI's taxonomy places the organism in Eukaryota, Ciliophora, Oligohymenophorea, Peniculida, Parameciidae.
AUGAACAUUUAAUUGGCAAAAAAAGUUGUUAAUUAAUGGAAAUUAUUUGUAGAAAAACGAAGAGAAGUUAGAAGCAUUCUUGUUACUUAAUACAAAUAAAGCUAUAUAAAAGUUCUUUAUUCAUAUAAGGAAUUUAAAAAAAAGCGAUUUUAGUAAUACAUAAUUUCUAAUGCAUCAUAACUAAUUUAUAAAGCAUUAAAAAUCAAUUUGUAAAGAGUCUAAAAUCUCAAGAAGUUUAUUGAACAUAAUAAAAUAAAGCGAUUUUAUAUUUUAAAACAAUAAGAUAGUAUUUUUCAGAAAAUUACUAAUUUAUAAUCUUAUAAUGCUAUAUUAAAAACUAUAAGACUUCCUAAAUACACAAAAUGUGAAUUUAAGAAUUUAAUACCUUUAGUUUUUAAAAGAAUGGGAAAAGCUGUUAUUUUAUAUAAUUUUCACUAUAUGAAAAAGUUCUAUGGGGAAACCACUAUUGAAAGAGAUAUGAUAAAAAAUGAAUUCCUCUAUUAUUUUACUAAUUAAGUGACUGUUAAACGUCCUUAAAAAUAAUACUAAUUAAGUUCUUCUGAAUAUGCGAGAUAUCAACAUGUACUUGAAAAAAUUGACAAAUUUCAAUCUGAAGAAUACUCUCUACUCAAAUAUGUAGACUUGAAAAAUAUAAAUGCAAUCAAAAAGAUAUAUAUCCAUAAUCGUAUGAAUAAGAGUUAAUAGUUAUAAAUAUAUUUUGAUUAUUAAUUAGAAGAAAUUGCAGCUGCCUGUAAAAUUUAAAAGUUUUUUAGAGGGAAACAAGAUCGAAAGAUAAAAGGAAAGCAAUAUCAUGUAAUAAUAAGAUUAAUCAAUUAAUCUCGAGCAAUCUCUGUUAUUUAGAAAUGGUUUCGAAGGAUAAGACAAUUUCAUAGAAAUAAUUUUUUUAAAGAUAUCUCUUUUUAUAUAUCUCAAAUUCCAACAGAACACUUAUAUUUGGAUAUAGAGAUAUAUAAAAAAAUAGAAAAUAUAUUUUAAAAUUAAUAAUAUACAAUAAAAUUUUUAGAGCAAUAUAAUACGGUAUAUAUUAUACUAAUUUUAGAUAGUUUCAGAUGAUGAAGCUGUUAGAUUGAUAUUCUAAUCAUAAAAGUAGGAAUAUUUAAUUCAAUCAACUUAUCAAAAAUCUAUUUCUUAAUUAAAUAAUAUUGUUAUUAAAGUUAUACCUUAAUGGUUGAUUAAUUAAAUUUCAAUGGUGCCAAUUCAAUAACAAAAGUUUAUUGAUUACAAAAUUAUCAAAUAAGAAAUUUCAGGUACAAAAUGGAGUUGUAGAAAUAGGUAAUAUUAAAAAAAGUAUUAUGAAUAAUUAAAUGAUUUGACUUUUUAAAAAUAAUGUGAUAUUUAUGGAUUACUUCAUUUAGGUGCAAAAAUCUCUUUUGAUCAUAUAUGUAAGAGAAAUUAUAUAAGAUUUACUUACAAAUCAACAAGUGAAGCUAGAUAUAGAGCUUUAGCUUUAGCUCUUAUAACUUAUAAAUUUAAAUAUAAUGUAUGCAUUUAAAUGUUAAAUGAUAAUUUAUGGGAAAGUACUUAUCAAAAAUAGGAGUUAUUUUUAUAAUUAUAUUAUUUAAAAAUUUAAAAAGCUUAUAAGAUUGAAUCAUAAGAAUUAUAAUCAUCUGAUUGUUUACACUCAAAUUAAAAUUGUUUAAUCUUAUGUUAAACUGAAUUUUAGGCCGAAUAAUAUAAAUUAAAAAAGAAUGAAAUUUAGUUAUCAUUUUAUAAUGAAACAAGUAGAAUAUCAUAAAGUUUUAUAUGGAUGUGUACUUAAUAAAUAAUAAAAAAAGUUCCAAUUAAAUUAUAAAAUUAAUAAUUAAGUUAAACCAAUACAAUUAAAUUAAGUUCAAUUUUAUAAAAUAGAAAUACCAUUGAGGAAGAACAAAAUUUUGAAUAAAGUAUGUAAAGUAAACUUUAUGUUUCAAAUUUUUCAAAUAAAAUAUCACCUAGAUCUCCAAAAUAAGAAGAAAGGAAUAAAUCACCAUAGUUACCUAAAUUUUCUAUUUUAUCUUUGGAUUAUCCAGAAGUUCAAUUUUAAGAACCAAAAUUUAAGAGAAGAACUGAGUAGAAUUAUAUAGAAUUUGCAAUCACAAGUAGAAUUAGAACCUAAAAUAAUCCAUUAAAUAAUUCUAAAUUUAAUAGUCCUUAUGAUAUUGAUGAGAAUAUUAAUUAAGUGAAUAAAAAGAAGAAUAAUUGUGAUCUCGAAAAUAUAAGUGAAAAUACAGAAUACUCUAUUUUAUAAAGAAAAUAUAAAGAAUUUAUUUUAAGUGAUAAUAAAACAAAAAUAGAAUCAACAAAAUCUUCAAAACCUAAUGAAAAAAUACUUUUAAGUGAUUUUACGAAAUGGAUAAAUAAAUAAGAAAAAAAAAUUAAUAAUAAUAAUAAUUAAGUUAAGAGAUAGAAAGCAAAAUCAAUAGAAAAAUAAACAAAAAAAGUUGUUACUUCAUCUUAGUUGACUUAAUCUGUUACUAGAAGAGAAGAAUAUAAGGAUUAUUCAUUAGCAUUUCCUAAAAUAGGACAAAAAGUUUAUAGGAAAUUUACUUUAGAAUCUAAAUAAUUACAUAAUCAAAAAUAAUAUGGUUUUCUUGAAGAUCAAUAUGUUAUGGCCAAAGAUACUAUAAAAUUUUGA